AUGGCAGAGAUUGCCAGCGACCGUGCUGUCGACCCCGAUGCGCAGGCCGCCGUCACAGAUUUCCUUGAUUACACCGAAUACCUCCCCUCUGAUCUUAUUCGAUCCCUUACUCUGAUCCGGGGUCUGGACGAAAGAUACGUCGAUGAUGCCGACGCCGUGAACGAUCUUACAAAGACCUACGGAUCUCUUCCUUCCAUUGCACCUGCGGCUCGCCCAGAUGCGCACGAAUUAUCCCUACAGAUAUCUACACACUUGGACCAUGCAUUAAACGCGAGAGAGUCUGCCUUUGCAGAAGCAUGCCGAAUGUUCGACGUGGUCGAUAGACAUCAGAAUAGAUUGAAGAGCAUUAUAGCCAAGUUACAUGCGAUUCCAAAGCCGCCGUCACGCGAUCCAAGUCCUCAGCCUCAGGCGCCAGCACAGGGCAAACGCUCUCGCAGCGGCAGGAAGCUCGAGAAUGGGACUUCAACCAGACUAACUCUGCUUCCUCCUCGGGGAAGUGCAGUCGCCUCUGCCAUACUCAAGCGACCUCGCGGCCGACGUGUGACCGUCCCGGGGGAGGUUAUGCCGCCUUACGAUCCGGAUUCGCCCAUUGCAAGCACGGAGGUCUCAGACUGGGAAUCCCCGCCUCCUCCCUCUCCUCCACGGCCAGUGCUCAAAUUCAAGCAACCGAAGCCACCCGCAUCCACACCGCAAGCUAGGGAUCGCUCCUCCCCAGCAGCAGAGAAGGCUCGGUCGGUGCGAGAAACCACUGAGACAUAUCGCAAACCUACUCCGCCACCUGAAGAUGCCGAAAUAGGAAGCAAGUACAAACCUUGGACACACCUGACGGAGUACGAGAUGUAUAAGCUUAGAAAGAAGAUGAAGAAGAACCACAAUUGGGAGCCUAGUGAUGUUAUGAUCAGACGGGAACUCGCCGAUCGUGGGCGAGGUUGGGAGAACUACUACCGAGCCCGGGCGGAAGCCCAAGCAAAUGGGACAUCCUUCAUCGACAUCGAUAGCGUCGAACGCCUGAACCCCAAGAUUGAGAAAGUUGAGAAAUCAGCCAAGAUUGACAAUGUGGAGGCUCUGGACAAAAUCGAGCAGCCGGAUACUACGGGCAAGGCAGAGAGGGGCGACGAGCCGAGCCAUGAGUUCGAAAAGGAGUCAAGGUCAGAGGCUGCCACCGUGUCAGUUGCAGGACCUGCACACACUGCCACUCCUGCGCCAAAGCCGAAGCCCGUGAGGAGGAGUGAGUCGAAGAAAGACAAAAAGCCAGACCCAGCCCGUUCACAAGCAGCACUUGCCGCUCAGGAGGCCGAACUUGCUGCUCGACGGCUCGGGGAUAUUGGCUCGAAAUUUCGCACGCUGUUUACCACGCCUUUCGCGUCAGCCCUUGCUUCUCUGAGCCGGAGUGCCAGUACGCCCAGCACCAACAGACCGGUUGCCGCCGGGAAAAAACCGACCGACAAAGCUUCGAGAAAGCGGAAAGCGGAAGACAUCCCUGCAUCGUCCAAUUCUCCGCUCGCGGAGCCUGAUGCAGCAAGGAAAAAGCAGAAGACUGGAGUUAAGCCAUCGCCGCUAGCACCGAGUCCCCAUGAAGUUGUGCCAUCUGCACCAACUUCAGCCGGCAGUGAACCGCCGCCGCGCAUGAGCGCAGGCACCAUCAAAAUCCCACUGAAACUGACAGUAUCUACGGCCAACUCGCAACCAUCCAAGACCCCUACUCCAGCUCCAGCGACGCGAGCAGGAAGCGUCCAACGCGCGUCGGUGGCGCCCAAGAUUGAGUCGCCCCCUCCGGUAUCUUCGAGACCACCGUCAAGGCGAUCCACCGCUGCAUCGGCAGAACCACAACCGCUACGAUCAAGUGGGCACGCAUCCGCGACUCCGUCGGUCGUAGGCGCAAAGACCCCAGCACUCGAAGCGAGCCCGAAAAGCGCCUCUGGCGCGGCUACCGCAGCGAGUCGACGCAGCAAGCGUGAUGCGCCCGGGACGGUGAUGCAGUCAAGCCAGGACGGUGGAGCCGCUGUGAGUGUGAGCAAGCGUCGAACCAAGCCGGCGAAACAGCAAAAGUCGACUCCUAAACCGGCAGCUCUGGCAGCGUCCACGGCGGCCUCACCGGAUGUGCCGCAAAUUCGCAUCGAUGUCGAUGGCCGGCAGGAGAUUGUCGAUCCGGAUGAAGAGCGAUACUGUGUGUGCGGAGACGUCAGCUGGGGUGAGAUGAUCUGUUGCGAGAUGGAUGAGAAGUGUGACUAUGGGCAGUGGUUCCACAUGGAAUGUGUUGGUUUGGUGGAACUUCCGCCGCGCACCGUAAAGUGGUAUUGUCCGGGUGACCGGAAGAAGUACCAUAAGGGAGAGAACAGCAAUGGGCUUGUGGGCAGGGGUAUUAAGUAA
Capronia coronata CBS 617.96 is the source of this 2370-nucleotide messenger RNA. RefSeq lists its product as uncharacterized. Bases 1 to 2370 code for a protein of 789 amino acids. The record is from RefSeq and is a predicted model, not a curated record. Gene Ontology annotation, biological process: regulation of DNA-templated transcription. Gene Ontology annotation, cellular component: Rpd3L complex; nucleus; Rpd3L-Expanded complex. The transcript is spliced from 2 exons. Lineage: Eukaryota; Fungi; Ascomycota; Eurotiomycetes; Chaetothyriales; Herpotrichiellaceae.